AUGGGUCGCAGAAGGGCCAUCCUAUGGGCACUUUUCCCAUGCUGCAACCCCAAGAAAAAGGCCAAGACAAGAAAUAAGUUGGCCUCAUCCCAAGUCGUGGAAGCAGAGUGCCCGGAGGAGUUGGCAUGUCGACAGCUAAAAGCAUGCAGGGAGCAGCUUCUUAGAAGAGAAGCAGAAAUCUCGGAACUAAGAGCAGAAAGGAACAACACCAGGCUGCUGCUGGAACACCUGGAGCUCCUGGUUUCCCGGUACGUGCCGUCCCUCCGGAUGACGGUGGAGAGGCAUCAGGCGCGGUCCCCAGCCAGCAUGACCAGCGAGUUGGAGGUCCUCAGGGCACUGAGAUUGCUCUUCGAGCACCACAAGGCCCUGGACGAGAAGGUGCAGAGCCAGAGGGAGCAGGACUGGGAGUCCACGCAGCAGACCCGCGUGGUGGCCACCAUGGCCCAGGACUUCGAGAGUGAUGAGGAUGUGUCUGACGGCGAGGGCGACAGGGUCACCCUCUUCAGCUCGGCCGGUCAGCUGCCGCCCAGUGGGCAGACCGAUGCCGACACUCUGCCUGUGAUGCCUCGGGAGCAGCUGGACACCAUCAGUGAGGAGACCCGGUGGAUCCAAGAGGAAGAGAGCACGGAGCAGCGGGCCGAGGAGACUGAGAGCAGGCCGGGCAGGGCGCGCUUAGGCAGCCUUCGGCGUUUUGAGUCCCUGAGCUCCCUCAACCUGUGUCCUGCCUCCUCACUUGCCAGCUCCUGCCCGCCCAGCAGGGCGCCCUCCCCACCCCGAAAGAGGCGGCGCAGCCUGGCGCACGAGGGAGACCGGCUGGGCAUCAUGACUGCGGUGCAGAGCCAGAGGGAGCAGGACUGGGAGUCCGCGCAGCAGACCCGCGUGGUGGCCACCAUGGCCCAGGACUUCGAGAGUGAUGAGGAUGUGUCUGACGGCGAGGGCGACAGGGUCACCCUCUUCAGCUCGGCCGGUCAGCUGCCGCCCAGUGGGCAGGCCGAUGCCGACACUCUGCCUGUGAUGCCUCGGGAGCAGCUGGACACCAUCAGUGAGGAGACCCGGUGGAUCCAAGAGGAAGAGAGCACAGAGCAGCGGGCCGAGGAGACUGAGAGCAGGGCGGGCAGGGCGCGCUUAGGCAGCCUUCGGCGUUUUGAGUCCCUGAGCUCCCUCAACCUGUGUCCUGCCUCCUCACUUGCCAGCUCCUGCCCGCCCAGCAGGGCGCCCUCCCCACCCCGAAAGACGCGGCACAGCCUGGCGCACGAGGGAGACCGGCUGGGCGUCAUGACUGCGGUGCAGAGCCAGAGGGAGCAGGACUGGGAGUCCGCGCAGCAGACCCGCGUGGUGGCCACCAUGGCCCAGGACUUCGAGAGUGAUGAGGAUGUGUCUGACGGCGAGGGCGACAGGGUCACCCUCUUCAGCUCGGCCGGUCAGCUGCCGCCCAGUGGGCAGGCCGAUGCCGACACUCUGCCUGUGAUGCCUCGGGAGCAGCUGGACACCAUCAGUGAGGAGACCCGGUGGAUCCAAGAGGAAGAGAGCACGGAGCAGCGGGCCGAGGAGACUGAGAGCAGGCCGGGCAGGGCGCGCUUAGGCAGCCUUCGGCGUUUUGAGUCCCUGAGCUCCCUCAACCUGUGUCCUGCCUCCUCACUUGCCAGCUCCUGCCCGCCCAGCAGGGCGCCCUCCCCACCCCGAAAGAGGCGGCGCAGCCUGGCGCACGAGGGAGACCGGCUGGGCAUCAUGACUGCGGUGCAGAGCCAGAGGGAGCAGGACUGGGAGUCCGCGCAGCAGACCCGCGUGGUGGCCACCAUGGCCCAGGACUUCGAGAGUGAUGAGGAUGUGUCUGACGGCGAGGGCGACAGGGUCACCCUCUUCAGCUCGGCCGGUCAGCUGCCGCCCAGUGGGCAGGCCGAUGCCGACACUCUGCCUGUGAUGCCUCGGGAGCAGCUGGACACCAUCAGUGAGGAGACCCGGUGGAUCCAAGAGGAAGAGAGCACGGAGCAGCGGGCCGAGGAGACUGAGAGCAGGCCGGGCAGGGCGCGCUUAGGCAGCCUUCGGCGUUUUGAGUCCCUGAGCUCCCUCAACCUGUGUCCUGCCUCCUCACUUGCCAGCUCCUGCCCGCCCAGCAGGGCGCCCUCCCCACCCCGAAAGAGGCGGCGCAGCCUGGCGCACGAGGGAGACCGGCUGGGCAUCAUGACUGCGGUGCAGAGCCAGAGGGAGCAGGACUGGGAGUCCGCGCAGCAGACCCGCGUGGUGGCCACCAUGGCCCAGGACUUCGAGAGUGAUGAGGAUGUGUCUGACGGCGAGGGCGACAGGGUCACCCUCUUCAGCUCGGCCGGUCAGCUGCCGCCCAGUGGGCAGGCCGAUGCCGACACUCUGCCUGUGAUGCCUCGGGAGCAGCUGGACACCAUCAGUGAGGAGACCCGGUGGAUCCAAGAGGAAGAGAGCACGGAGCAGCGGGCCGAGGAGACUGAGAGCAGGCCGGGCAGGGCGCGCUUAGGCAGCCUUCGGCGUUUUGAGUCCCUGAGCUCCCUCAACCUGUGUCCUGCCUCCUCACUUGCCAGCUCCUGCCCGCCCAGCAGGGCGCCCUCCCCACCCCGAAAGAGGCGGCGCAGCCUGGCGCACGAGGGAGACCGGCUGGGCAUCAUGACUGCGGUGCAGAGCCAGAGGGAGCAGGACUGGGAGUCCGCGCAGCAGACCCGCGUGGUGGCCACCAUGGCCCAGGACUUCGAGAGUGAUGAGGAUGUGUCUGACGGCGAGGGCGACAGGGUCACCCUCUUCAGCUCGGCCGGUCAGCUGCCGCCCAGUGGGCAGGCCGAUGCCGACACUCUGCCUGUGAUGCCUCGGGAGCAGCUGGACACCAUCAGUGAGGAGACCCGGUGGAUCCAAGAGGAAGAGAGCACGGAGCAGCGGGCCGAGGAGACUGAGAGCAGGCCGGGCAGGGCGCGCUUAGGCAGCCUUCGGCGUUUUGAGUCCCUGAGCUCCCUCAACCUGUGUCCUGCCUCCUCACUUGCCAGCUCCUGCCCGCCCAGCAGGGCGCCCUCCCCACCCCGAAAGAGGCGGCGCAGCCUGGCGCACGAGGGAGACCGGCUGGGCAUCAUGACUGCGGUGCAGAGCCAGAGGGAGCAGGACUGGGAGUCCGCGCAGCAGACCCGCGUGGUGGCCACCAUGGCCCAGGACUUCGAGAGUGACGAGGAUGUGUCUGACGGCGAGGGCGACAGGGUCACCCUCUUCAGCUCGGCCGGUCAGCUGCCGCCCAGUGGGCAGGCCGAUGCCGACACUCUGCCUGUGAUGCCUCGGGAGCAGCUGGACACCAUCAGUGAGGAGACCCGGUGGAUCCAAGAGGAAGAGAGCACGGAGCAGCGGGCCGAGGAGACUGAGAGCAGGGCGGGCAGGGCGCGCUUAGGCAGCCUUCGGCGUUUUGAGUCCCUGAGCUCCCUCAACCUGUGUCCUGCCUCCUCACUUGCCAGCUCCUGCCCGCCCAGCAGGGCGCCCUCCCCACCCCGAAAGAGGCGGCACAGCCUGGCGCACGAGGGAGACCGGCUGGGCGUCAUGACUGCGGUGCAGAGCCAGAGGGAGCAGGACUGGGAGUCCGCGCAGCAGACCCGCGUGGUGGCCACCAUGGCCCAGGAUUUCGAGAGUGACGAGGAUGUGUCUGACGGCGAGGGCGACAGGGUCACCCUCUUCAGCUCGGCCGGUCAGCUGCCGCCCAGUGGGCAGGCCGAUGCCGACACUCUGCCUGUGAUGCCUCGGGAGCAGCUGGACACCAUCAGUGAGGAGACCCGGUGGCUCCAGGAGGAAAGGGAGAGCAUGGAGCAGCGGGCCGAGGAGACUGAGAGCAGGGACGGCCCCGGGGGCAACCCCAGCAGCAGCACCAUCAGCCAGGACUCGCUGCACAAAGCCCCGAAGAAGGGCAUCAAGUCGUGCAUCGGCCGCUUGUUUGGAAAGAAGGAAAAGGGCCAGCCUGGACACCCGGCAAGGAGGCCUUAG
Rangifer tarandus platyrhynchus (Svalbard reindeer) is the source of this 3978-nucleotide messenger RNA. The record is from the annotation of a GenBank genome assembly. NCBI's taxonomy places the organism in Eukaryota, Metazoa, Chordata, Mammalia, Artiodactyla, Cervidae.